Messenger RNA from Pocillopora meandrina, 954 nucleotides. The record is from the annotation of a GenBank genome assembly. Lineage: Eukaryota; Metazoa; Cnidaria; Anthozoa; Scleractinia; Pocilloporidae.
UUGACAAGUAAAAACGUUUCUUCUCCAAAAAUUAGCAUUGCUUCGUCGUCAUCUCCAUCUCUCUUCGAGGAAAGCAUUAUUCUACAAAGUUUCAUCUUCAUUCUCAGUAUCUCAGCUGUCCUGGUUAACACUUUAACAAUGACCGUGAUUUUUUCUAAAUACCAGCUUAGAUCUCUCAGUACUAUGUACUUAGCUGGACAUGUCGCAGUAUGUGAUCUCUUGAUUGCACUUUAUUUAUUGGUUGCUGUUAUUCAUACUGCCGUCCUCUCCAUUGUAGAUGAGGAAACAGAGCAAUACUAUGAUAUUUGGUGGAGAUUUAUCUGCCCGCUGAUAAUUUCAAUUCGUUCCAUCGGGCAACUCGUGGAGCCAGUUGUUUUGUUCUUCUUGACGUUAGAUCGCUACAGACGCAUAGUAAACCUUUCAAAGCCUCCUCUGCGCCACAGAUCUUUCUCCAUAGCAACUAAAUUGCUAUGGUUUUCUGCAGUUGUUGUUGUUUUUGCAAGUUUAUCCACGCUGAUUGGAAAACAAAGCUUCUCUGGAGCUUUAUGCUCACGAGUCGACACAUCGGGGAAAUCUAUUGACUCUUACGUAGAGAGAGCACUAAUUGCAAGUAGCUCUAUAUUGUUCAUUACGUGCUGUGGCAUGUACCUGCGGAUAUACAGAGUGGUAAAAAACCAGAAUCAGCGGAUGAGAACACAAGCUUAUUUACGAGUGUCUAAAGUAAUAUUUGUCCUCAUGUUGAGCACUCUUGUGUUAUGGUUCGUUCCCGCCAUGGUAGUGGCUUCAAUCGGACGUCAGGACUCCAUGAGAGAAAUUAGACAGCUGAUAAUCUUGUCUUCAUUCACAAUAAACUCACUGGUUAAUCCUUUGAUUUAUGUGUUUAGAGAAAAGAAAUUCCAACGAGUUGCCUUCUCCUGGUUAAAUCGCACAUCUUCAAAAAGAAGAGGAAUACUU